Onthophagus taurus is the source of this 787-nucleotide messenger RNA. RefSeq names its product serine protease ami-like. Gene Ontology annotation, biological process: proteolysis. NCBI's taxonomy places the organism in Eukaryota, Metazoa, Arthropoda, Insecta, Coleoptera, Scarabaeidae. Gene Ontology annotation, molecular function: serine-type endopeptidase activity. The record is from RefSeq and is a predicted model, not a curated record.
UAAUCAGCUCCUUUGCCGGAAUUGUUUCGUCUUUGUUUAGAAAUGACUGACAACGUCAAAGUUGGAAUCGAUGGAGCGGUGUUAUAAGUAUUUAGGAAUUAUCAAAAAUAACGAUGAAGUGAUUUGCACCGGAACUUUGUUAAGCCAAGAUUGGGUUUUAACCUCGGAACAAUGUUGUUUGGAUUUGAACCCAAAAACGGCGCACGUUGGAUUUGGUUUGUUGAUUUGGAGAGAAACCAAUUUUAUUUCGAAAAUAUUAAGCGUUGUUUUCAAUCAGGAUCUUUGUCUGAUUAAGUUAAAAGAAAGCAUUUUGGAAAAUCGCGUUAUCAAAUAUGGGAAUGUUACAGAUAGUUAUGAAAUAGCAAAUUGCGACAUCUCAUUUAUGGCUAGGUUAGAAAAAAAUACUCGAAACAACGAGCGAAGUGUUAAAUGCGAAAAAAUGGUUGCCGUGGAAAAGAGUGAGUGCGGAAAAAUCAACGAUGACUUUGGAUGUACCAAAAACGCAUUUUCUUCAAUAACCGCAGAUUGCAUCUUAAACAGGGGUGGUCCAAUUAUGUGCAACGACAACGUACAAAUAGGAGUAAUCACCAAGAUUUUAGGUUGUGACGAAAAAGGAUAUCUAAUUGGGUACACAACACUCAAAAAGCACCUCCUUUUCAUUCAAAGAGUUAUCAACGGAACCAUCUCAAUCAAAAAUUUAAACUUAAGAUCAUCAUCCCAACAAAUCAGAAUGAGUAUAAAACGAUUUUUUUUAAAAUCUGCAACGGCAGAACCCGCCCGAACAUGA